This is a messenger RNA of Camellia sinensis, 903 nucleotides long. The record is from RefSeq and is a predicted model, not a curated record. Lineage: Eukaryota; Viridiplantae; Streptophyta; Magnoliopsida; Ericales; Theaceae.
AUGAUCAAGUUUAGGUCAGGGGAGUUGACAUGUCUCAAGUCCAAUACGCCAACUAACACAAAACUUGGCCAGAACACAAAAGCAUUGGUUGCUAGCGUUUCAGAGAGGACAGUCAGACACUCAAAUGCAAUGGCUGCUGUUUUUAAGGCCGUUGAUUCUAUCAGCAACGAAGUGGCGACCAUUCUCCAAUCACCUGGUGAUGAUGACGUUGCGGUAACUGAGAAAGAAGACAAACUACAAGAACUAAUGGAAAUAAAUCAAGGGUUGCUCCAAUGUAUGGGGGUCGGCCAUGCUUCAAUUGAAACUGUGAUUCGAACAACAUUGAAAUACAAAUUGACAACCAUGCUGACAGGAGCUGGUGAUGGAGGCUGUGUCCUGACACUAUUACCAACCUUGUUCUCAGGAACAAUUGUUGAUAAAGUAAUUGCGGAGCUUGAGACCUGUGGAUUCCAAUGUUUGAUUGUUGGAAUUGGGGGAACGGUCGUCAGAUUUCCUUCCACUCUUCGUCCUGAUUUUCUCAGAACAGGCACUAAUCUUAAUUGCUGAUAGAAAAUCCAGUUCAAAGAUUAGGUGCAACAGGGGCCAGAGAGGUGAAAGCAAUUUUCUACAUUUAAUUGAGGCUUAUUUGCAAGUGAUGAUGGCAAUAGAAACUACGCAAGGCUGUAAGUUAAUUUUUGCAGGCCAUGUUUAUACCUUCAGCUGAAGCACUUGACACUAGUUAUUUUAUGAGCCGCUACGUUCGGAACCCAGAAGAAGAAAAUGUUGGUGGUGACAGUUACUUUGAUGACAUGACUGAAACAUGUAGUAUUUGUUAUUUUUAAAAAAAUGCAUAAAUGUCUAUGACGGGUAUUUUAAUUUUGUUUUCAAGCUUAAUUUAUUUAUUAUUUUAAUAAACAUCAAUUA